AACCUGAAUUCGUCCCCCACGAAAAAGUUCUAUUUAAAUCCCAAUCCCCGGUUUCAGACGAUAACUAGUGAAUGCAGCCGGUGAAAUACGAAGCAUUUCAUAAAGUAAAUUCAAGCGAUUUUACUACGGGCGAGGCAGCGAGGCACAGUGUUAAGUUAGUGUUGUGACUGUUGUGAGGUAGAUUUGGCAAUAAUGGCGGAAGGAAUUAAACGUAAUAUUCCCAUCAAAAUGGGCGACUUCAGUGUAAUCGAUACUGAAUUCAGCAGCAUAAGAGAAAGAUUCGAUGCUGAAAUGAGAAAAAUGGAAGAAGAAAUGAGCAAAUUUCGAUCUGAACUGAUGAACAGAGAAUCCAAUAAUUUCUUCAGGAGUACUACAAGCACUACCACGCAGUCAACUACAGGAUCUGAUGUAGCGCAAAAAGUUCCCUCUGGGGAUGUGAAGACAUGGUAUGAUGAUCUGAAUUCGCCGCUUAUUCAAGAAGAUGGAAACAGUAAAUGCCUCAAAUUGAGAUUUGAUGUUAGUCAGUAUGCACCAGAAGAGAUUGUAGUUAAAACCGUAGACAACAAAUUAUUGGUUCACGCCAAACACGAGGAGAAGUCGGAAUCAAAAUCGGUUUAUAGAGAAUAUAACCGAGAGUUUUUGUUACCUAAAGGAACAAAUCCAGAACAAAUAAAGAGUUCUUUGAGCAAGGAUGGUGUUCUCACUGUUGAAGCACCUCUUCCGGCUAUUACGGCUGGAGAAAAGCUUAUUCCAAUUCAACACUAACUCGAAUGGAACAACACCAAUUUUUAGGGUUCGGUGGAGCUUGUAGAGUAUGUCUUCAAGUAACAAAGUUUAAUCUAUAGUAUGCUGUAAUAUUAUAUCUUCGUAAUUUAUAUGUUCUCACAUUUUGCCUUGAAUAUGUUCAUGACUUGGUUUUCACCAUAUAAAUAAUUUAUUAUGUAAA
Molecule: messenger RNA, 946 nt
Organism: Leptinotarsa decemlineata (Colorado potato beetle)
Lineage: Eukaryota; Metazoa; Arthropoda; Insecta; Coleoptera; Chrysomelidae
Product: heat shock protein beta-1
Biological process (GO): response to heat; protein refolding
Cellular component (GO): cytoplasm; nucleus
Source: RefSeq, a predicted model, not a curated record